AAUAUGGAGCGCAAAAUCCCCAACUUCGCUGGUACAUGGAAAAUCAAAAGUUCCGAGAACUUCGAGGAGCUUCUGAAAGCGCUGGGUGUCAACGUGAUGCUGCGUAAAAUAGCUGUUGCCGCUGCCUCAAAGCCAGCUGUGGAGAUCACACAGGACGGGGAAACGCUGUCAAUCAAAACCUCCACCUCAGUACGGACCACCCACGUCACCUUCACCGUGGGACAGGAGUUUAACGAGACCACGGUGGAUGGACGGCCCUGCACGGGUCUUCCUCUUUGGGAGACAGACAGUAAGAUCAGCUGUGAGCAGACCCUUCAGAAAGGGGAGGGUCCAAAGACUUCAUGGACCAGAGAGAUAACCAACGACGACGAACUUAUCCUGACUAUGACUGCGGAUGACGUGGUGUGCACUAGAGUGUACGUGAGAGAGUGA
Messenger RNA from Chanos chanos (milkfish), 432 nucleotides. RefSeq names its product cellular retinoic acid binding protein 2, a (gene crabp2a). Gene Ontology annotation, molecular function: lipid binding. NCBI's taxonomy places the organism in Eukaryota, Metazoa, Chordata, Actinopteri, Gonorynchiformes, Chanidae. Bases 4 to 432 code for a protein of 142 amino acids. The transcript has 4 exons. The record is from RefSeq and is a predicted model, not a curated record.